CUUCAGGGCCGGGCUCUUCCCGGGUAUGGAUAGAUACAUCAGCUCCGCCCUCGGACUUCAGUCAAGGGGCGGUACAAGGGUCUGUUCCACCCUGGGCGGUCCCCCCUUUUAAACCCAAGUCUCGGGAGAAUUUUACCCAAACCAUGACGGAUCUGGAGAAGCCCAGUAUCACAGGCCACAUGUUCGACGUAGUCGUGAUUGGAGGCGGCAUCUCAGGAUUGGCUGCUGCCAAACUAUUGUCAGAAUACAAAAUUAAUGUCUUGGUUCUGGAAGCCCGGGAUAGAGUUGGAGGAAGAACAUAUACUGUGAGGAAUGAGCAUGUUAAAUGGGUAGAUGUUGGUGGAGCUUAUGUGGGACCAACCCAGAACAGAAUCUUACGCUUGUCUAAGGAGCUAGGCAUAGAGACCUAUAAAGUGAAUGUCAAUGAGCGUCUAGUUCAAUAUGUCAAGGGGAAAACUUACCCAUUCCGUGGUGCAUUUCCACCUGUGUGGAACCCCUUGGCAUAUUUGGAUUACAACAACCUGUGGAGGACAAUGGAUGAUAUGGGAAAAGAGAUCCCUGUUGAUGCACCAUGGCAAGCAAGACAUGCUGAGGAAUGGGACAAGAUAACCAUGAAAGAUCUCAUUGAUAAAAUCUGUUGGACAAAAACUGCUCGAGAAUUUGCUUAUCUUUUUGUGAACAUUAAUGUGACUUCUGAGCCUCAUGAGGUAUCUGCCCUGUGGUUCUUGUGGUAUGUGAGGCAGUGUGGAGGUACCUCUCGGAUAUUCUCAGUCACCAAUGGCGGCCAGGAACGGAAAUUUGUAGGUGGCUCUGGCCAAAUAAGUGAACAGAUAAUGGUCCUCCUUGGGGAUAAAGUGAAGCUGAGCUCUCCUGUUACUUAUAUUGACCAAACAGAUGACAACAUCAUUAUAGAAACACUGAAUCAUGAGCACUAUGAGUGCAAAUAUGUAAUUAGUGCCAUCCCACCGGUUUUGACUGCCAAGAUCCACUUUAAACCAGAGCUUCCACCUGAGAGAAACCAAUUAAUUCAGCGUCUUCCAAUGGGGGCUGUCAUCAAGUGCAUGGUGUAUUACAAGGAAGCCUUCUGGAAGAAAAAGGACUAUUGUGGCUGCAUGAUAAUUGAAGAUGAGGAGGCUCCAAUUUCAAUCACUCUGGAUGACACUAAACCAGAUGGGUCAAUGCCUGCCAUCAUGGGCUUCAUACUUGCCCGGAAAGCUGAACGACUUGCUAAACUACAUAAAGACAUAAGGAAGAGGAAAAUCUGUGAGCUGUAUGCCAAAGUUCUGGGAUCUCAAGAAGCUUUAUCUCCCGUCCAUUAUGAAGAGAAGAACUGGUGUGAGGAGCAGUACUCCGGGGGCUGCUACACAGCCUACUUCCCUCCUGGUAUCAUGACUCUGUAUGGAAGGGUGAUUCGGCAGCCAGUAGGCAGGAUUUACUUUGCAGGCACAGAGACAGCAACACAGUGGAGUGGCUACAUGGAAGGUGCAGUUGAAGCUGGAGAACGAGCAGCUAGAGAGGUCUUGAAUGCUCUAGGAAAAGUUGCCAAGAAGGAUAUAUGGGUUCAAGAGCCUGAGUCCAAGGAUGUUCCAGCUCUUGAAAUUACCCACACCUUCUUAGAGAGGAACCUGCCUUCCGUGCCUGGUCUGCUCAAGAUCACUGGUUUUUCCACUUCUGUGGCUCUUCUCUGCUUUGUAUUGUACAAGUUUAAACAGCCCCAGUCCUGAAGUUUUCACCCACAGGCCUCCUGCUUGAUCAUCCUUAGCACAAUGAGCAUGUAAAGGAAAGUGAGGAUGAAUUACAGCCUGUGGUUUGGGCAAUUUAAGUGCACUUGAUUUAACCCUGCUCAGUUUAAUUUCAGUCUUUGUAAAGUGGUAACAGUCCAAAGAAUCACCUAGCUAAUUUCCAUAAGAAUGAGUUUCAUCUUGUUUGUUAGACUAAUUUGUGUUGGUUGAUAGAAUAAAAUGUUGAGUGCUUAAUUUCAAAAAGUUAAGUGCUUAUGAGGAAUAAUUUCUGGAUUCUGUUUUUUUUUUUCUUUUGCCUUUAAUGCAAAACAGCUAAUGGUUUCAGAAAUAAAAUAACUUGACUUACUGUGACUUUUGUGUAGCAUCCAAUGUGUACAGAGGAAAAUAGUGGCUGAAAUGUUCCCUAGGUAUCCUCACUGAUUACUAGUUCCAUGUGACGCACACUACAAUAGGCACUUCCUUUUCUGGACUGUAUCUAGACAAGCAUUGCUCCUUGUCAGUAACAUUCUGUGCUGAUUUAAGGAAAGUAGCAUUAUUUUAAUGUGUUCUAUGGCUGUCUGAUCAUAGAAUUAGAUUUCUAAGCCUACCUGUGUCUUCAAAAUGGUUAAAUAUUUGUCUUGGUUGAUAGUAUACCAUUUUCUCUCAAGUGCCAAAGGACAUAUGAAAUUUUCUCUGUUGUUACAGUCAAACACAGAAUGAAAUUAGGGCUCUGUGUGAUAACAUGACCUCUUUUAAUUAUUAGGUUUUAUAACAGACAUUAAAUUGAAUGAUUUUAUAUAUCUGUACUGGGUUCUAUAUCUUAGUAGAGUUGUGGGUCCAGAAUGGUGCCUGUAUUUUUUUCUUUCCCAUCUGAAAUCCUGUCAAUUAAAAAAAAAAAUUCCAAAGGUUUCAACCACAAAGCACUUUAAAAAAAAAUGUAAGUAUAGUUUUUAUUUAAGGAGAAUUAUGUCAGCAUAUGCUGGCCAACCCAAGUUUAUUAUACUAGCUUUAUCCAAAAUGUAAAUUUAAGCCUCUAGAUGCUGAUGUGUGGACUUACAGCCUUUAAAGUUUUGCCCAGUCUAAGAGCAAAGAUCUAGAUUUCUUACCUUACUCUAUCUUAUAAUUCAAAAGCAUUUUAACUAACUUAAAAGAUUCAGUGAUGUCUUAGAUGUUCUCCAGUCCAUAAGGUGUUGCCUCAAUUCAUAUCAAACUGUAGUGAGAGCUCUCAGCACUAAUCUGCUCCAGUUGUGUGUAUUAACUUAGUCGUGACUCAUCUUGAAAUGAUUUAAAGGAGUGGAUAGGCAAGAGGUCUAAAAGUAUUCAGAUUGUUAACACUAAACUGUUGAAUAUUGAAAACCUCCUGAGUUUGCAGUUUACUCUCUGCUUUUUAGAAAACCAGUUGAUCUAUCCUAAUGAUAUCAACCCUAUUAAGCUACAGUCUGGGUAUUAAAAUGAUUUCCAGUACAGCCCAUGUGUUUAGACAUGUAACGGGAAUUAAGAAGCACUAUAUGUUUCCAAUUCUAAGAAGGGGCAAAGUGUCCACACUUUGGUCUAUGUUCUUCUUCAGUUUCAUGUGUUUUACAAAUUGUCUCUUAUAUCUCGGGUAUACUAAGUUUCUGGGCUAAUAUCCACUUAUCAGUGAGUACAUAUCAUUUGAGUUCUUUUGUGAUUGUGUUACCUCACUCAGGAUGAUGCCCUCCAGGUAUAACCAUUUGCCUAGGAAUUUCAUAAAUUCAUUCUUUUUAAUAGCUGAGUAGUACUCUAGGUGCAACAACAUUAUGAACUAACCAGUACCCCAGAGCUCUUGACUCUAGCUGCAUAUGUAUCAAAAGAUGGCCUAGUAGGCCAUCACUGGAAAGAGAGGCCCAUUGGACACUCAAACUUUAUAUGCCCGAGUACAGGGGAACGCCAGGGCCAAAAAGUGGGAGUGGGUGGGUAGGGGAGUGGGGGAAGGGUAUGGGGGACUUUUGGGAUAGCAUUGGAAAUGUAAUUGAGGAAAAUACGUAAUAAAAAAAUUAAAAAAAAAAGUAGCACUAUAUGUGAGGCUGUCUACCACAAAGUUAACAUUGCCCUUUACUUUGCAACAGAGAAACAAAAAUCAUUUCAAGAGAUUGAUAAUCCCCUUCAUAGAUCUGAUGGCCAGUUGGCCUUUCUCCAUAGUUAGGAUGAGAAUUGGUUUUUUAAAAGUACAUCUUUUUGUCAUAGCUGUUAAAUAUGAUCUCAUAUUACACUGAAUAAAUUUAAACUUUACUGAAGGACUGUGAACUAUGUUUUGCUUGAUGGUUGUAAACUUGGUACCUAAUGUUCCACGUAAAAAUAAAGUUGGCCACAGAGCUACAUAUGGGCAUAUGCAUAUGUAUUUGAUUUGCCACUGAAGUAAGAUAUUGUCUGUGUGGUACUGAGUUUUGUUGUUGUUCUUAAUAAAAUGUGAUGCCAUCCU
This is a messenger RNA of Mus musculus (house mouse), 4161 nucleotides long. It is a transcript of the gene Maoa, whose product is annotated as monoamine oxidase A. NCBI's taxonomy places the organism in Eukaryota, Metazoa, Chordata, Mammalia, Rodentia, Muridae. Bases 144 to 1724 code for a protein of 526 amino acids. The record is from RefSeq and is marked validated. The transcript is spliced from 15 exons. Gene Ontology annotation, molecular function: oxidoreductase activity; primary methylamine oxidase activity; monoamine oxidase activity. Gene Ontology annotation, cellular component: mitochondrion; mitochondrial outer membrane.